AUAUUUACCCUUACACCGAGAAAAUAAUUUGACCGUUGGAGAAGCUCCCCUUUUUCAAAAGAAGGAAAAAGGAGCGCUCAGGAGAAGAGUUUCAUCGAUCUUUUCUCUCCGACGAACGCAAAUCACAAUUCCGUCGAAGAUUUCGAUCGAAACCCAGGAAAUGGAAUCGCCGCAGGAGAAGAAAUCGGGCCUGAAUCUGCCGUCGGGGAUGAACCAGGCCUCCCUUCGGCUCGAGACAUUCUCGAGCUCGUUCCGAGGGAUCUCGACUUUGUCUUCACCUUCGAAAUCUACCUGCAGCGACCGAUUCAUACCCUGUAGAUCCUCGUCUAGGUUCCACGCCUUCGGGCUGACGGAAAAGGCGUCUCCGGCGAAAGAGGGAGGCAACGAAGCCUAUUCAAGGUUGUUGAAAUCCGAGCUUUUUGGACCUGACUUCGGUUCUUCUUGUUUGUCUCCUGCAGGUUGUCAGGGAUCUGUCGGUUCCCCCAUGAGUCCGAGCACGAACAUGUUCCGGUUCAAGACAGAUCACUCCAAUUCCAGUCCUAAUUCCCCAUUUUCGCCUUCCAUUCUCGGCAACAAUAAUGGCUUCUCCUCCGAGGCGUCUCCCCCUCCUAAACCCUCCCGAAAAGUUCCUAAAACGCCUCACAAGGUCUUGGACGCGCCAUCGCUUCAGGAUGAUUUCUACCUGAACCUCGUGGACUGGAGCUCGCAGAACGUUCUGGCCGUUGGGCUUGGAACUUGUGUAUAUCUUUGGACCGCUUCUAACAGCAAAGUUACAAAGUUAUGUGACUUGGGUCCUAACGAUAGCGUUUGCUCGGUUCAAUGGACAAGAGAAGGUUCCUAUAUGUCGAUCGGUACGAGUCUUGGCCAAGUUCAGGUUUGGGAUGGAACACAAUGUAAGAGAGUUCGGACAAUGGGAGGACACCAGACAAGAACAGGUGUCUUGGCUUGGAACUCAAGGAUCUUAUCGUCAGGGAGCCGAGACCGAAACAUUCUUCAACAUGACAUCCGAGUUCAGAGCGACUAUAUCAGCAAGCUCGUGGGUCACAAGUCCGAGGUUUGCGGGCUGAAAUGGUCUCACGACGAUAGAGAGCUCGCAUCCGGCGGGAAUGACAAUCAGCUGCUGGUGUGGAACAAUCAUUCUCAGCAACCAGUUUUGAAACUGACCGAACACACAGCGGCGGUUAAGGCCAUCACUUGGUCCCCUCAUCAAAGCAACCUCCUUGCAUCUGGAGGUGGAACCGCGGAUAGGUGCAUCAGAUUCUGGAACACAACCAAUGGACAUCAGUUGAACAGCAUUGACACUGGUAGCCAGGUCUGCAAUCUGGCGUGGAGCAAGAACGUGAAUGAGAUCGUGAGCACUCACGGGUAUUCUCAGAACCAAAUCAUGCUGUGGAAGUAUCCAUCCAUGGCAAAGGUUGCGACCCUGACCGGGCACUGUAUGAGGGUACUUUAUCUCGCAGUGUCGCCCGAUGGCCAGACUAUAGUGACAGGAGCAGGGGAUGAGACGCUACGCUUUUGGAACGUCUUCCCGUCUGUGAAAGCUCAGACACCGGUGAAAGACACAGGUCUCUGGUCGCUAGGCAGGACGCAGAUCCGGUGAUAUAUAUGUAGCAAGUGAACAUCCUUUCUCACUGUAAAUAUAACACGUGAAUUAUUGGAAAUAUUUUUCUAUUAUUGAUGAUCGAAUGAUACAAUAGAAUAUUUUAUGUAUAAUAUGUAGGAUAAAUCAUAGCAAUAUUAAUGAUAAUAUUGUAGGAAUAAUAUA
Tarenaya hassleriana is the source of this 1765-nucleotide messenger RNA. RefSeq names its product protein FIZZY-RELATED 3. Gene Ontology annotation, cellular component: anaphase-promoting complex. The record is from RefSeq and is a predicted model, not a curated record. The coding region runs from base 161 to 1600 and encodes 479 amino acids. Gene Ontology annotation, biological process: positive regulation of ubiquitin protein ligase activity; anaphase-promoting complex-dependent catabolic process; positive regulation of anaphase-promoting complex-dependent catabolic process. NCBI's taxonomy places the organism in Eukaryota, Viridiplantae, Streptophyta, Magnoliopsida, Brassicales, Cleomaceae. Gene Ontology annotation, molecular function: protein binding; anaphase-promoting complex binding; ubiquitin ligase activator activity. The transcript has 9 exons.